AUGGCGUACCGGAAGGUGGACGACGGGCAGGGCCGCCCGCUGGGGGGGGAGGUCCUGCAGUGCUCCGAGGGCCUGGGGGGUCUGGAUUGGAGCCUGGAUAAAGAGGGGGACCUCCAGGAACCUGAACCAGGCCUGGUCCGCAUGCAGUUGCAGCACGCUGAACACCAGAGGACAGGUUGCACUAACGCCAGCCCGGACCCUGACCUCAUGGAGCCCAUCCAGCCCUCCGUGUCCGUCUCCCCUCACGGACGUUUCGAGCGGCUCCAAGAGGACCCCGAUUACAUCUCCCACUUCACCCGCUGCCCCGGACACAAGGGCCAACGGAGGCUGCACUGCACCCUGGCCAGGUACCUGCUGGCCGGGGCGUGUUUCUUUGUCACGGGGCUCCUGAUUGGCCGUUUCACUCGUUCCCCGGAGAGUGGUCCAUUGGCCCUCCCUGAGGAUAACAAAGACCUGCUGGAGGAUCUCCUUAAAGGGAUCACAGCUGACAAGAUUAAGACCCUGCAGAGGGCUCUGAGCAGCCUCCCUGACGCCGGAGAGGACGAGGCCUGGGCCAGGUUCCUCUACAGGCAGUGGGUGGGUCUCGGCUUGAGGGACGUCCGCCUGUCCAAUCACACGGUGCUGCUCAGCCUGCCCGGCCCCGCCCCAAACACCAUAACAGACAGUUCCUCCAAUCAGUGCUUCCUGCCUUGUGGCACGCCGUGCGACCAGCCGGGCGGCAGCUACGUGCCCCGUUCAGAGCCCGCCUACGCCGCCUAUUCGUCAGUGGGAAGUUUGGAGGCAGAGGUGGUGGACGUGGUGUACGGCGCUGCUGAUCGCUUGAGGCAGGCCAGCGGAAACGUCAAUCUCACCGGCCGGAUAGCACUGCUGAAACUAGGUCAAGCGCCCCUGCUUUACAAGCUGUCCUUGCUGUCGGCGUGGGGCCUGGGCGGGGCCCUGCUCUACGUGGACCCCUGCGACGCCCCUCCCGACCUGGACGUCCUGCACCAGGCCUUCAGCGUGACGCUGAACCCCGGCGGACACCCUUUGAGCCCGGGAACGCCCAGCGGCUCAGGGGGCAGCCUGACGUCUCUGCUGGUACAGCCAAUCUCUGCCUCCCUGGCAAAGAGACUGCUAUCGUCCCCCACCGCCCCAGAGGGGGGAGGAGCCUGCAUCCCGUUGGCCACGCCUCCACAUUCAGAGAGGAAAAAGGUCAGACUCACCAUUGGAAACCAGUGGACCCACAGCAAGAUUUACAACCUGGUCGGACACCUGCGUGGUAGAAGGAACUCAGAUCGCCAUGUGCUGGUCGGCAGCCAUCAUGACAGCAGUCAGGGGGGCGGGGCCCCAGCCAUUAUGACACAACUCAUCUCCACCAUGAUGGAGCAGGCCAAAGGGGGCUGGGCCCCGGACAGGACCACUGUGUUUUGCUCCUGGGGGGGGGCCUCCCUGGGUCACAUCGGGUCCCUUCAAUGGGGUCAGGAGCACAGGGUGGUCCUACAAAGCAGUGUGGUGUCCUACGUCAGCCUGAACUCUCCAGUCAGAGGGACAGAGAGGCUGAGGGCCACGGCCUCCCCGGCUCUGCUUCAGCUCACCUCGGACAUCCAGAGAAGACAGCUGCUGAGCUGCAUGCGUGGUGGGAACUGCCCCGGACCAAACGUCAGCUCCUCGCAGUUGCCAGGAGACGUGAGCUUCUUCGCCAACCAAUUGGCCGUACCCACGGUGGAGUUUGCCUUUGAGCAGAGCAAAGACGAAGAGACCACCACCUAUCUGUCAGAGGUCCAGUUUGCCAUUGAGCCUCCUGAAACCCUUGACCCGCUGUACAAGUUCCAUGAAACCAUCGCCAAGAUGACAGCAGAGGCCAUUUUCCGGCUGGUGAAUGACCCUGUCCUGCCCUUCUACCCGUUGGACGUCGCUCUCGACGUACAGAACAAACUUAAAGCGGUCAGCAUGCCACCCCCUGCCCUGCUGUCCUGGGCCACCUCUCUGCGGGACAGGGCCGCCUUCCUCCAGUCUGAAACCAUGAGGCCGGCCAACGACCCCAAAGAGCGGGAGCCGUCCCACGUGCGCAUGCUCAACGACGUGCUCCGCGACCUGGAGAAGAGCUUUGUGGUGCCGCACGCCCCCCCCGGAGUCUACAGGAACCUCUUAUACAGCCUUCCUGGGAAGACGCCCCAGUUCUCCACGCUCAGGUUCCCCCAGGAGGACGCCGGCCCCGCUGAGGAGGCACAGAGGAGAGCGGCUGUUCCUGCUCCUUCGCAACACGGAGCCUGCGACAACCAAUCGCUGUCCCUCAUCCUGGCCGCCGUUCGGUCGGCCGAGAUGCUGGUUUGCUUCGGCCUCGGGCUGUUUGAUGAUAACAACACUGGGGACGGCAAAUGA
Gadus chalcogrammus (walleye pollock) is the source of this 2361-nucleotide messenger RNA. Its product is annotated as inactive N-acetylated-alpha-linked acidic dipeptidase-like protein 2. The transcript is spliced from 15 exons. NCBI's taxonomy places the organism in Eukaryota, Metazoa, Chordata, Actinopteri, Gadiformes, Gadidae. The coding region runs from base 1 to 2361 and encodes 786 amino acids. The record is from RefSeq and is a predicted model, not a curated record.